This is a messenger RNA of Trypanosoma conorhini, 939 nucleotides long. RefSeq names its product cell differentiation protein. The transcript has a single exon. Gene Ontology annotation, cellular component: P-body; CCR4-NOT complex; CCR4-NOT core complex. The record is from RefSeq and is a predicted model, not a curated record. NCBI's taxonomy places the organism in Eukaryota, Euglenozoa, Kinetoplastea, Trypanosomatida, Trypanosomatidae. Gene Ontology annotation, biological process: negative regulation of translation; mRNA catabolic process. Bases 1 to 939 code for a protein of 312 amino acids.
AUGCAACAGGGACCGCAGUACGUGCAGUACGCCAUCUACUCGCAGCAGCCGACGGUGAAGCCGUACCCCGCAGUGACCCCCGUGUCCCCAGAGACGAGAAAUAUGCUCAACCUCCUUAAAAGCCUCUUAAAGCCAGAGUUGCGUGAGAAGGCCAUUUAUGAGCUGGCCAAGCACCGCGAAAAGUUUCAGCAACUCGGACCCUUCUUGUGGUACAGCGUGGGCACCAUGGCGAUCCUGCUGCAUGAGGUCAUCUCUGUCUAUCCACUCCUCCACACCCCGGAGCUGCUUUCGAAGUCGACGACUAGCCGUGUGGGCAGCGUCCUCACGCUUCUUCAGAGCGUUGCCUACGAUGAUUCGACCCGCAAGUUGUUUCUGGACGCCCACUUCUGCCUCUUUCUCUACCCCUUCCUUCGUGGGACGACCGCUGGCACGGGCAACGUGACGGAGGGCCUUCGCCUGACUUCACUUGGCGUGAUUGGCGCCCUGGUCAAGGCGGACGACAACGACGUGAUGCACUAUCUGCUUAGCACUGAGAUCUUCCCGCUCUGUCUCAAGAUCAUGGAGUACAGCCCCGAGCUCUCACGGACGCUCGCCACCUUCAUUGUGCAGAAGCUCCUGCUCUCGGACCUUGGCCUGCAGUACGUCUGCCAGACACCGGAACGGUUUAGGGCCGUCGCAACGGUCCUGCAGAACAUGGUGGGGUCGAAGGACUGCACGGCGCGCCUCCUGCGGUACAUUAUCCGCUGCUACCUGCGCCUUUCCGAGAAUCCGCGUGCCCGCGACGCACUUUCCCAGUGCCUGCCGGAGGUGCUCCGCAACGACACGUACAAGCAGGCCCUCGAAGGCAGCCCUAAUAUUAAAAAGUGGCUGCUGCAACUUCUUGUGAACAUUGGCGACGAGGGGGCGAAAAAAAUUCUAGAGGGCAACAUGAAUGCUUAG